Molecule: messenger RNA, 685 nt
Organism: Zychaea mexicana
Lineage: Eukaryota; Fungi; Mucoromycota; Mucoromycetes; Mucorales; Lichtheimiaceae
Exons: 1
Coding region: 99-509 (136 amino acids)
Biological process (GO): mitochondrial translation
Cellular component (GO): mitochondrial large ribosomal subunit; ribosome
Molecular function (GO): structural constituent of ribosome
Source: RefSeq, a predicted model, not a curated record
CGAUGGGUCACUCAAAAACACAAUGAAACAACAUGCAUUAAUAUUGCCACUUUAUAUUUAUAAUAGACAAGGUCUACCUCCCCAACAUUGUUUUCAAAAUGGUUCGAUCGCCCAACCUUCAACCCAACCAAGUUGCUUUCCGUGUCCCUCCGAGCUGCAACAAAUUUGACAUUCACUCUUAUCUCACAAACAUUUACGGCGUCAAUAUACAAGAAGUACGAACCAUGAACUACGCAACAGUUCACAAAAAAGCGCGUACCGGUAAAAUGGGGGUUGCUCAAGCAGCAUACAAAAAGGCAAUCGUGACCGUCGACGCACCAUUCACUUGGCCAGCAGAACCAGAGUGGUGUGCAUUGGAACGAGAACAGUUCAAGUUGGGAUCAAAGAGCGCAGGUCGCAAGAUGAAGGGUUGGCGAUUCCGUGCACCAGAACAAGAACGGACGCGAUUGAAGGAAAUCAGUGAAGAGCUGCAUGCUCGUAUGGAGGCAGAGCAGAGUGGAAAGAAGUAAAAAAGAAAAAACACAUACACUGAUUGAAAAACGUGAAGCCCAAUUUGUACAGUAUUUCACAUAUAUAAAAGUUCGAUAGAUUCUUUUUCUCUUUUUUUUCUUAUCCUCUUGCGUUACACUUUAAAUUCGAAACGGGUACUUUAUAUGUGGAAGAUUAUAUCAAGCUUGUAUAUGGG